AUGUGUCCCCGGUGGCUCGCUGUCGUAGUGCAACUCGUCUUUCUCUUCUCAAGCCUCCCCGAGAUAUCUUUGUUCGCUCUCGCGACGAGCCCGCAUACGCCGAAGUCGCUUCACACUCCUUUCCUCUUCGCCGUGCUGGCCACACUCCUUUUCAACACUCUCUUCACCACCUUUGCCAUCAUUCUCGCGGACCCUUCCCACAACACGAAACUACCAUGCCCUGAUCGUGUCCUCUUCGCGAUGCUCGACGGCGCACCAGCGCUUCUCAAGACCGUCGGCAUGCUCGAUCUGCACCUGCUCUGGCAGCUCGCACAGCUCAGCUGGCGCCUUCGAGGCGUCCUGCGCUGCGCCGUGUGCGCGGUCCUCAACCUGGCACGCAAAGCAGUCGAAGCCCGGCGCACGCUCUGGGCAGCCGGCCCGGCGCUAGUCUCCGGCGUGCGCUCGACCUGGGCCGCCAUAUGCGCAUUCACCGUCGUCGCGCUCGCAUGGGCUCGUGUGGCUCUCGCGUACGCACGCGUGCUGCUCGCGAUGUACCGCUUCGCAUCGGUGGUGUAUGCAAUCCUACGGCAUCGCGGGCCCCUACGCGCGCGGACGGACCGCGCCGCCUUCGUUGCACUCUUCACGACGCUCAAGACUCUCACCCUCGAGAUCUGCGGCUUCGCCGUGCACUCAUUCGUGGCUCUGUCCAAGAGCGGGUUUCUCUCCGUGGGCGCUCUCCGGACGACGCUCCCGCUCACGCUCCGCCUGCUCGCGUUCUCGUGGUCGCUCUCGUGGUCGCUCCUCGAACCGCGCCUGCGCCGCACCUUCCUCGCGAAUCCCGGAUCCGAACCCCUCCCAGCACCUCCCGCGUCCGCAGUCAAAUUCGCGGCGCCUCCGCCGCCAGUGUACGUCGCCGCUCCGCGACGGGUGCGGCGGACGACGGCUCUGCGCGAGCUGCGCGCGCACGCCCAAGCCGCGGUGUCAUUGGCGAUUCCCGGAAGCUUCUUCCCGGUCAGGAGUAGGAAGGUGUCGGUUGCCGCGUAA
Messenger RNA from Epithele typhae, 1023 nucleotides. RefSeq lists its product as uncharacterized. The transcript has a single exon. NCBI's taxonomy places the organism in Eukaryota, Fungi, Basidiomycota, Agaricomycetes, Polyporales, Epitheliaceae. The record is from RefSeq and is a predicted model, not a curated record. The coding region runs from base 1 to 1023 and encodes 340 amino acids.